AUGAUAGAUAUGGAGAUUAUACACUCUUUUUAAUGUUUAAUCUCUUUCCAACAAUCAGAUCAAUACUCAAAUUAAGCAAGGUUGUAAUUCACAUAAAAUAAAAUAAACCUACUUUUGAAUACACAAUGCUAUGAAAUAGAUAUAUCCUUAAAACUAAUGUUAAAGUGGAAAUGUCAGGAGAACAAACUGAUCUCAUUGCAUUUUCAAUAAAUUAAUAUUUAGGCUGGAAAUGAGGACCUUCUUAUUCUUAAGAAACAUUUGGAUUGCAAAGCAACGUAUGUCGGUAUUCGAGAAAUUUAUGAUAAUGUUAUAAUUAUAUAACAAUCAGGAAUAGCUAAAACAUGCACACUUAAGAGUAAAUUGGAUGAGAAAAUGUACUUUUGUAAGUGUUAUAAAAAAUAACAAGUUGAAAAGUAUAAAAUCUACGAGCAAUUAUUUAUUUUGCGUAAAUUAGUCGAUUUCAAGAAUGUUGCUCGGAUAAUAGAUUUCUUCGAGUCAUCUAAUUCAUAUUAUUUGAUUUUUGAAGAGAUGAGUAGGGUACAUUACCAUGGUUUGAGUCAUGAAGACAUAUAAUCGAUGAUGUUUGAUAUUUUAUGCUGUAUUAAAGUGUUAAUAUCGAAUAGGAUUUUUCAUUCGCAAAUAACUUUAUAGAAUAUUUUGAUAGACAAAGAGUAAAAUUGCAGACUCAUUGGAUUUGAUCAUGCAGAGUAGCUAACCGAAGAGAAUGCUAUCUUAAAUUCCUUGAUGUUGAAUAUGGCUGGGAAUGCCAUGAUCAAAUUAUAUCAGUACAAUUCUGUAAGUAAGGAUUCAAUGUCGAUUCCUGAUUAUGGGAACUCUCUUGUGUAGGGUUUGAUACAGACUAAAUUGGAUCAAUAGAUCAAUAUUGAGUAAGCUUUGAGUCAUGAAUACUUUGAAUAUUUUGAUUACAAUUCCAGUCCAAUGAAGCAAUAGCAGAUUGUCCCAAAAUUGAAAUCAUUCAUAACUCAGCAAUCUCUUUCAUCGUAAAUUGAUAGUAACAUUUGA
Molecule: messenger RNA, 1023 nt
Organism: Paramecium tetraurelia
Lineage: Eukaryota; Ciliophora; Oligohymenophorea; Peniculida; Parameciidae
Exons: 4
Biological process (GO): protein phosphorylation
Cellular component (GO): nucleus; protein kinase CK2 complex; cytosol
Molecular function (GO): ATP binding; protein serine/threonine kinase activity
Source: RefSeq, a predicted model, not a curated record